Syzygium oleosum is the source of this 393-nucleotide messenger RNA. RefSeq names its product wound-induced basic protein. NCBI's taxonomy places the organism in Eukaryota, Viridiplantae, Streptophyta, Magnoliopsida, Myrtales, Myrtaceae. The transcript has 2 exons. The coding region runs from base 99 to 242 and encodes 47 amino acids. The record is from RefSeq and is a predicted model, not a curated record.
GGGUAAUCGCGAGCGAGAAGAAAUUAGGGUUUGCUUCGAAAGCUCGAGGACAUACUCCCGUUGCUGCUGCUGCAAGAUUUUCCACCGCACCGGAGACGAUGAUCUACGACGUCAACUCCCCUCUCUUCCGAUCGUUCCUCAGCCAGAAGGGUGGCUCCUCCGACAAGAGGAAGAUGGAAGAGCAGAGGCCCAAGGAGCAGAGGCCCAAGGCUAGCGAAAAUAAACCUAUCAUGACAGAGUAGAAUUCACUUGUUGGCAUCUCCCUUCGGAGUCGAGGCGGGCAUGAGUGACAGAAUGUUUCAUUUUGGAAGUGUAUCCGUCUACCGUGAUGUUCGAGCGGUUUACCUUUUGGAUUCAGGACUAAUUUCGAUAUCAAAUUUCUGAUGAUCCGUG